Molecule: messenger RNA, 2372 nt
Organism: Lemur catta (Ring-tailed lemur)
Lineage: Eukaryota; Metazoa; Chordata; Mammalia; Primates; Lemuridae
Gene: TRIM67
Product: tripartite motif containing 67
Exons: 10
Coding region: 1-2349 (782 amino acids)
Molecular function (GO): zinc ion binding; protein binding
Source: RefSeq, a predicted model, not a curated record
AUGGAGGAAGAGCUCAAGUGCCCCGUGUGCGGAUCCCUGUUUCGGGAGCCCAUCAUCCUGCCCUGUUCCCACAACGUCUGCCUGCCUUGCGCCCGCACCAUCGCGGUGCAGACCCCGGACGGCGAGCAGCACCUGCCCCAGCCGCUGCUGCUUUCCCGGGGCUCGGGGCUGCCCGCAGGCGCCGCCGCCGCUGCCCCGCUGGACCACGACGCGGCGGCCGGCGCGGCCAGCAGCGGUGCAGGCGGGAGCGCGGCUGGCGGCCUGGGCGGCGGCGCGGCAGGUGGCGGAGACCACGCGGACAAGCUGAGCUUGUACAGCGAGACAGACAGCGGCUAUGGGUCCUACACCCCGAGCCUCAAGUCCCCCAACGGGGUUCGCGUGCUGCCCAUGGUGCCCGCGCCACCCGGCUCCUCGGCCGCCGCGGCCCGGGGCGCCGCCUGCUCCACGCUGUCCUCGUCCUCAAGCUCCAUCACAUGCCCGCAGUGCCACCGCAGCGCCUCCCUGGACCACCGCGGCCUGCGCGGCUUCCAGCGCAAUCGGCUGCUCGAAGCCAUCGUGCAGCGGUACCAGCAGGGCCGCGGGGCCGCGGCGGGGGCGUCCGCUGCCGCGGCCGUGGCCAUCUGCCAGUUGUGCGACCGCACCCCUCCAGAGCCGGCCGCCACGCUGUGCGAGCAGUGCGACGUGCUCUACUGCGCUGCCUGCCAGCUCAAGUGCCAUCCCUCCCGGGGACCUUUCGCUAAGCAUCGCCUGGUGCCGCCGCCGCCGCCGCCCGCGCCCGCGCCCGCAGAGGCGGCCCCCGCGCCCUCCAGCGCAGUCCAGGGCGCCCCCGGCGGAGGCAGCGGCUGCAAGAGCCCUGGAGGCGCCGGGGCCGCUGGGGGCAGCGCGGCCCGCAAGUUCCCCACGUGCCCCGAACAUGAAAUGGAAAACUACAGCAUGUACUGCGUGAGCUGCCGCACGCCGGUGUGCUACCUGUGCCUGGAAGAGGGCAGGCACGGCAAGCACGAGGUGAAGCCGCUGGGGGCCAUGUGGAAACAGCACAAGGCACAACUAUCUCAGGCCUUAAACGGAGUUUCGGACAAGGCAAAGGAAGCGAAGGAGUUUCUGGUUCAGCUCAAGAACAUUCUGCAGCAGAUCCAGGAAAACGGACUGGACUACGAAGCCUGCCUGGUUGCUCAGUGCGACGCCCUGGUGGAUGCUCUGACUCGGCAGAAAGCCAAGCUGCUCACCAAGGUGACCAAAGAGAGGGAGCACAAGUUGAAGAUGGUUUGGGACCAGAUCAAUCACUGCACGUUGAAGCUGCGCCAGUCCACCGGGCUGAUGGAGUACUGCCUGGAGGUGAUCAAGGAGAAUGACCCCUCUGGGUUCCUACAGAUCUCAGACGCUCUGAUCAAGCGUGUCCAGGUGUCUCAGGAGCAGUGGGUCAAAGGCGCCCUGGAGCCAAAAGUGUCUGCAGAGUUCGACCUGACCCUGGACAGCGAGCCACUGCUGCAGGCCAUCCACCAGCUGGACUUCAUUCAGAUGAAAUGUAGGGUGCCGCCUGUCCCCUUGCUGCAGCUGGAGAAGUGCUGCACCCGCAACAACAGCGUCACGCUGGCCUGGAGGAUGCCGCCCUUCACCCACAGCCCCGUGGACGGCUACAUCCUGGAGCUGGACGACGGUGCCGGGGGGCAGUUCCGGGAGGUGUACGUGGGCAAGGAGACCCUGUGCACCAUCGACGGGCUCCACUUCAACAGCACCUACAACGCCAGGGUCAAAGCUUUCAACGCCUCCGGCGUCGGGCCAUACAGCAAGACCGUCGUCCUGCAGACGUCGGACGUGGCCUGGUUCACGUUUGACCCCAACUCUGGGCACCGGGACAUCAUAUUAUCCAACGACAACCAGACGGCCACCUGCAGCAGCUACGACGACCGGGUGGUGCUGGGCACGGCUGCGUUCUCCAAGGGCGUGCACUACUGGGAGCUGCACGUGGACCGGUACGACAACCACCCAGACCCGGCCUUCGGGGUGGCCAGGGCCAGCGUGGUCAAGGACAUGAUGCUGGGCAAGGACGACAAGGCCUGGGCCAUGUACGUGGACAACAACCGCAGCUGGUUCAUGCACUGCAACUCCCACACCAACAGGACGGAAGGCGGUGUGAGCAAGGGGGCCACGGUCGGCGUGCUGCUGGACCUGAACAAGCACACCCUGACCUUCUUCAUCAAUGGGCAGCAGCAGGGCCCCACGGCCUUCAGCCACGUGGACGGGGUCUUCAUGCCAGCCCUCAGCCUCAACCGCAACGUGCAGGUCACCCUGCACACAGGAUUGGAAGUGCCGACAAACCUGGGGCGGCCAAAGCUCUCAGGCAACUAACUAGCUCCCAGCUCCAGCAGUCC